GCCCCUAUUAUCCACUAGUCAUCCGCCCCGCCAAGGAAUUCCUCCGUCUCUGCUCCCCAUCACAUUUCAUCUACUCAGCUGACUUCCUGGCACAUUUCAGUGCUUCUGUCCCUGCACCUCCAAACCAAGCUCCUUUUCCUCCAGGGCCUCUACAGGAUGCUGGCCUGUUCAGCUUCUCCCUAUCCACCUGGCUUAGGGUAUGUCUACACUGCCUAUGUUACAGUGCGGCCACAGCCGUGCUGUGAUGUGGGCAGUGUAGACAUGCUUUAUUGCUGGGGAAGAGCUCUCCCAGUGAUACCUCCCUCACCCCAAAUGAGUGGUGCUAGUUUUAUCAAGCGCUGUCUAUACUGGUGCUUUUCAGCGCUAAAACUUUUGUCGCUCGGGUGUGUGAAUUUUCACACCCCUUAACGACUAAAGUUUUAAUGCUGAAAGUGGAAGUGUAGUAGGGUGACUAGAUGUCUCGCUUUCAUAGGGAAAGUUCCAAUAUUUGGAGCUUUUUAUAAUAUGGACUCCUAUUACCCCCCACCCCUUGUCCCGAUUUUUCACACUUGCUAUCUGGUCACCCUACAAUGCAGACACAAGCCUUAGUUACACUUCCAGGCGGCUCUCCGCUCUGGCAGUGGCCUAUGCUGCUGCUGCUUCCCUCUCACUGUUUUGUCCCGAAAAACAGCAAGUGGGAGAGAAGCUAGGAGGCAGGAAGCAGCUCCAAGAGGGAAGGAGCCCUGACCUGCCUGACGUUUGCCACUUCACCCAGGGGAGCAGCCAUUAGCAGCUAGAGGGGACAGAAUUGCUGACCAAAGGCAGGAGAGUGGGACUCAGCAAACAGGUGACCAGAUGUCCCCAUUUUAUAUGGACAGUCCUCAUUUUUGGGUCUUUUUCUUAUAUAGGCUCCUAGUAUCCCCCACCAUGUCCUGAUUUCUCACACUUGAGGUCUGGCCACCCUAUCAGCAAAUGAAUCAGGCUGCGGGCCUCAAGCUGGAGCGCGUGCAGAGAGGUACUGCUGGGCUCCUGUCCAGAUGUGCGAGCAAAGAGGGCGGAGCAAGGGCAAAGAACAGGGAGGGGGCGGGGAGAUUGGGCCCGCGCCGCGCUCGGAGUCUCUGCGCCUAUUGGUGGGCUGAUCGGAAGACUCCACCCACGCGUAGGGGAACGGCCAAUAGAGGAGAGAGACAUGCUGUUAUCGCGAGAGUUGAGCUGAAGCUGGCAGCGCCAUCUUGAAGUCGGGAGAGGCCGUGUCCCUUUUCUGCUCCUAGGGGCUAACAGAGCAGGGGAUGGGGGCCGGGCAGUGACUGAGUUAGCUGGGUCCUUGCGCUCCUCUUCUGUGGGUGCCGGAGCGGAGCAGGCGGCCGCCGGCGGGGGAGAAUGGUGCAGUCCUGCUCCGCCUACCGCUGCCGGAACCGAUACGACAAAGAGAAGCCUAUCUCCUUCCACAAGUUUCCUCUCACGAGACCUGAUCUCUGCAAAAAAUGGGAAGCUGCUGUUAAAAGGAAAAACUUCAAACCAACGAAGUAUAGCAGCAUUUGUUCAGAACACUUUACUCCAGAUUGCUUUAAAAGGGAGUGCAACAACAAGCUACUGAAAGAAAAUGCUGUGCCCACAAUAUUUUGUUACACUGAACCCAGUGAGAAGGUAAAGACUGAAGAAUUUACAGAGCAACCCGAAGAUCUGUCUGCAGCACCACCACCCCCACCACCCCCUCCUCCUCUGCUACCACCUGCCCCACCGCAACCUUCCUUUCCUUUGUCUCAAAUAGAUGCAAGAUUGGUAGAUCCAAGUAUUGGAUUAUUAAUGCCUCCUCUCCAGACCCCUAAUAAUCUUGCCGUUUUCUGUGAUCACAACUAUACCGUAGAGGAUACAGUACAUCAAAGAAAGAGGAUUCAGCAGCUCGAGGAACAAGUUGAAAAACUACGAAAGAAGCUCAAGACAGCGCAGCAGCGAUGCAGACGUCAGGAAAGACAGAUUGAAAAACUGCGAGAGAUUGUUCAGUUUCAGAAGGAAAAAGACAUAGUGGCAGGAAAAGGCUAUGUGAUUCUACCUAAUGACUAUUUUGAAAUCGUAGAAGUACCUGCAUAAAAACAUUGACGUUAAUUUUAAAGGGGCAGUGCCAAAUAGCCUCUUCAGACUAACGCAGAAGUUCAAUUUAAAAACGAAUGCUUUCUAAUUGUGUGUAAAACCAUUCUAAAAAUAAUAAAGAAGGUAUAAAAUA
This is a messenger RNA of Gopherus flavomarginatus (Mexican gopher tortoise), 2203 nucleotides long. It is a transcript of the gene THAP1, whose product is annotated as THAP domain containing 1. The transcript has 3 exons. The record is from RefSeq and is a predicted model, not a curated record. Bases 1360 to 2070 code for a protein of 236 amino acids. Lineage: Eukaryota; Metazoa; Chordata; Testudines; Testudinidae. Gene Ontology annotation, molecular function: sequence-specific DNA binding.